Fusarium subglutinans is the source of this 2439-nucleotide messenger RNA. Its product is annotated as C6 transcription factor. Gene Ontology annotation, molecular function: zinc ion binding; DNA binding; DNA-binding transcription factor activity, RNA polymerase II-specific. Gene Ontology annotation, biological process: DNA-templated transcription; regulation of DNA-templated transcription. NCBI's taxonomy places the organism in Eukaryota, Fungi, Ascomycota, Sordariomycetes, Hypocreales, Nectriaceae. The transcript is spliced from 6 exons. The record is from RefSeq and is a predicted model, not a curated record. The coding region runs from base 1 to 2439 and encodes 812 amino acids.
AUGUCAGACCCUACAGAACAAACGUUGGAGAGUGGUUCCCCGGUACCGGUUGCAAACCGCCAGCUUCCUACAAGAGUGUCCAAGGCCUGUCGCCGAUGCCGCCGGAACAAAAGUAGAUGUGACUCUUUCCGGCCUUGCUCCCUGUGCCAGAGGUCCAACGUUGAGUGCGAGCCAGAAACAUUAGAUCAAGCAUCCAAGGGCAAAGCCAAACCCAAUGGUCACCGUCGACUAGCGAGGCUCCGGCAGCGGACUCAACAAGCAAACCGUAGCAGCAGCUGCGAGACCCUGCCCGUCUCACUGCCGCCUGUUCAACAACAGCCUUUGCUUAGCCGUGGAACCACUUCUGCUGAUGGUUUAGCAAGCGGUAAUAUCUCGGAACCAGCAGAACCAGCCAGUCCGUGCGAACCGCUGGAUUAUGGAGAAUCCGAAUCAGCCAUGGGCUUUGCUCGAAAAAUCUACAGACUAGGAAGCCAGACCAUUGAUCAGCAGCAAUGCUCUGCUAUUCCCGACGGGGCAUUUGGUACCAGGACUCCUCCGGGCAGGUCCAGGGAAAAGCGUUUACCGAUAUCCACCAUUCUAGGUGGCCGGUUUCCGAAACAAAAUGACAUUGACUCACUAUUAGAAGAUUAUUUCGAAUCUGUACACUGGUUUUCGCUAGUAAUCUACGAGCCAAAAUUCCGCAAACGCCUAGUUGUUAUCAAGGAUGGUUACGCAUAUCCCACCGAAACACCGUUCUUGACGUUACUCUCGAUUAUGCUAUGCAUGGCAGCGUGGUAUCGGUCAAAAAGAUGCGAUAGCGAAGACGGAGGCGAAGAAUGGCGGCUUUGGAGCGACGACCUGUUGAAGAUUGUUGAGUCUCGCCUGAUACACAUCAUGGACCAGCAUUCCAUUGCCGCUAUUCAGACCCUCAUACUGCUGGGAUCGCAUCAUGUCUAUCAUGGUCGGCCCAACUUGUCGUUUGCCCUGUUAGGUGCGACUAUCAAGAUAUCACAUGCCAUGGGUUUGCAUCGUAAUCUAUCCAGCGAAUGCUUCGAUAAUGCCGAAGAGCGAAAAAGAAUAUGGUGGACGAUCUAUACCUGGGAUAGGUUUGCUUCCAUCUCCUUCGGUCGGCCGUUGAGUAUCAAUGACGAAGACUGCAACGUUUGCAUGCCCUGCGAGUUUCUCGAGUCACCCUUUUUCAAGCCCGAGUCGAUUGAACAAGGAUUGCCUAGUGUCCAAUAUUCACCGUACCAGACCCAAUUGACCACGCUCUAUAUACUGGCUUCCCCUGCCUUGAAGACGAUAUUCGGCUCCCUGUCAGCGCAGUCAGUCGGUCAGCAUUUCGACGCCGAGUAUCGAUCACUGGUCAGGGAUGUCACGCAAAAACUGUUAAUUUGGCGACGGGACUUGCCAUCCUUCUUGUCCCUGGACUUGAAUCGAGACUAUGCCCCAAACAAUACCCAAUGGGACGUCCGGGCGCAUCAGUUACAGGCUCUAUCGCUACAGUUGACAUUUGACAAUGUAUUGAUCGUGCUUCAUCGUCCAUUUCUAGCUCGUCAGAUUGAGAAUCUAUCUGCUCAGACCCCAAGUAGUUUGCCUGGUUUUGAUGGCUCGUCUUCGGGCCAGCGUAUGCAGCAGCAUGUGCCUUCACACUGCAGCGCAUCACCAUCCCAGAGUGGCCAGUCGCCUAACUUUGAAGCAAAUGCCAGCUCCGAACAAUGGUGGAGUGCAGCAGUCCGAACUGCUCGCAUCACUGAAUUACCGCGUCUCACCCAUCUAGCCACCGACAGCCACCUGAUAGCGUUUAUGGCCAUGAACUUAUUUCAUGCGGCCAUCGUGCUGACUCUAGUGGCCCUGUCUGAGCCGCUUUCAGACCCGGCUCAAGCAGUCAAGCGAACCAUCACGCGAGUAUUUCAGCUGCAGGAACUGCUGGGCCAGCAGUCAGCUCUGGCUAGCCAAAGCAGCGCUGUCCUCAAGAACCUUAUAUUCCUGCUUGUUCGGCGCGAAGGAGAGGCUAUGCUUGGUUCGGCGGCAUCCAAACCAGGGCUUAUCAAUAAUACACAAACAAGGCAUCGAAUUACUCCUGAUACGGAUCGCAGCCCCAUACCAAUUGAGCACUCUCUUCGCCUCCCCUUGGAAGCGGCGCUCAAUGCAGAUAAACGGUCCAAUAGAGCAGUCAGAUCGGAUCUGAGCAUUACACAGCGAUUGAACCAGAGCUUGGCAUCGGUUCAACAGAUUAUCCCACCUUUCUGUGACGACUCCAUCCAAGAUAACUUCUUCUCAGCUCCAAGGAAUACAGCUUCUCAGCACGAGUCAGUACCGCCCCCACAACAUAAUAUGUGGUUCCCGCCCAGCGGCUUUCAAGUACCUUCCGAAGCUCUAGAGAAUAAUGACGGAGAUGCGGUAGACUAUGGGGCAAAUGGUCUGUUCUGGCUUUGGGACUCUACAUGGGCUGGUUAA